AAAGCGCGUCGUCAACUGUAUAGCUUGCUAUUAUUUUAAAAAUUUAUGAUUAAUAUUACUUUAUUUAAUAUAUGGUAAUAUUAACUACUCAAUAACGGCUUAUAUUAUAACAUUUAUAAGUGAAACACUGGUUUUCUAAAUUUGUAGUUGUUCAUAAAGAACUUAUAUACUAAAUCGUAUACAUUCAUAUUUCAACUUUUAAGCUACAAAAUGACUAUGGACAUUCGCCCCAACCACACGAUAUACAUAAACAAUUUAAAUGAAAAAAUAAAGAAAGAAGAGUUAAAAAAGUCACUCUAUGCAAUAUUUUCACAAUUUGGUCAAAUUUUGGAUAUCGUCGCAAUGAAGACCCUCAAAAUGAGGGGACAGGCUUUUGUAAUAUUCAAGGAAAUAUCAAGCGCUACUGUUGCUUUGAGAAGUAUGCAAGGAUUUCCAUUUUAUGACAAGCCUAUGAGGAUCCAAUAUUCGAAAUCGGACAGUGAUGUCAUAGCUAAAGUCAAAGGCACAUUCCAAGAGAGGCCAAAACGUCCCAAACUACCUAAAAGCACAGAAGAUGGAAAGAAGAAGAAGAACAAGGAUGCGAAUAGACCAACUGUGCCUGGUUUUGGCCAGCCCAGUCUUCUCAACAAUGUCAAUGUUGAACAGCCACCUAACCAGAUUCUGUUCCUCACCAAUCUACCUGAUGAGACAUCUGAAAUGAUGUUAUCUAUGCUUUUCAACCAGUUCCCUGGCUUCAAAGAAGUCCGACUUGUGCCUAAUAGACAUGAUAUUGCAUUUGUUGAGUUUGCUAAUGAAAUGCAGUCUGCCGCAGCAAAAGAAGCACUCCAAGGUUUCAAGAUAACACCAACUCAUGCAAUGAAGAUUUCAUUUGCAAAGAAAUAAUUUAGCACUUUUAGUACAAAUAAAGAUCUAAGUAUUUUGAGAACUGUUUUGAGCAUUGCACUAAGCCUGAACAGCUCUCUGGCUGUGACUAGUCAUUAAUUUUU
Molecule: messenger RNA, 986 nt
Organism: Nymphalis io (European peacock)
Lineage: Eukaryota; Metazoa; Arthropoda; Insecta; Lepidoptera; Nymphalidae
Gene: snf
Product: U1 small nuclear ribonucleoprotein A
Exons: 4
Coding region: 211-882 (223 amino acids)
Biological process (GO): mRNA splicing, via spliceosome
Cellular component (GO): U1 snRNP
Molecular function (GO): U1 snRNA binding
Source: RefSeq, a predicted model, not a curated record